Diplodia corticola is the source of this 1545-nucleotide messenger RNA. Its product is annotated as cytochrome p450 52a11. The transcript has 5 exons. Gene Ontology annotation, molecular function: monooxygenase activity; oxidoreductase activity, acting on paired donors, with incorporation or reduction of molecular oxygen; iron ion binding. The coding region runs from base 1 to 1545 and encodes 514 amino acids. NCBI's taxonomy places the organism in Eukaryota, Fungi, Ascomycota, Dothideomycetes, Botryosphaeriales, Botryosphaeriaceae. The record is from RefSeq and is a predicted model, not a curated record.
AUGAAUCAUCCUCCCGUGGUGAUAGCCGACUUCCGCCCGUUCUACUGGCAAAUUGCCAUCAUUGCUUCUCACGAUGUUUGCGAGCAAAUUACCAAGUCCUCCAAAACUUUCCCUUACAGCGUUCCAAAGUCACCUACCAUGGGAGAAUUACUGCCGCUCAUCGGCGAACGAUCCUUGCUUAUCGCUGAGGAUGACACAUGGAAAGCUUUGCGCCGGACCUACAAUCAAGGAUUCGCGCCCACACAUCUUGCAACUCUUCUGCCACGUAUAGUCGAAAAGACAAAGCUCUUUCUCCAUCGCCUCGAUGAGCUUGCCAAGUCCGGGACAUCUUCCCCAAUGGAUAAUCUCUGCAUCGACUUGACCUUCGAUAUCAUUGGCGCCGUUGUCAUGGACGUCGACCUCAACGCCCAACUGAACACCUCCGAGCAAAGCGCCCUCGUCCGCUAUUACCGUCAGCUCAUCAGCACCUACACCGACCAAUCCGGGCUGAUAGGGAUCCCCACCAACCCAUUCCUGACCCGUCGGCGCAAGAAGCUCACCAAGCUCAUCGACGACGAGCUAAAAGCCAUCAUCACCUCCCAGCACGCCGAAGUCAUCGCCGCCAAAGACGCAGACGCCGAACCCUCCAACAACAACAGGAAGAACCGCCCCCGCUCUGUCCUCGCCCUAAGCCUCCAAGCCGACUACGCCUCGCCCACAACCUCGUCGUCGUCCCUCUCCGCGCUCGCGCUCCAAACCACCGCCGACACGCUCAAGACGUUCCUCUUCGCCGGCCACGACACCACCAGCGUCCUCCUCCAAUGGGCCUUCUACGAGCUCUCCCGCACCCCGCGCGCCCUCGCCUCCCUCCGCGCCGAGCUCGCGUCCGUCUUCGGCCCCGCCGCGACGUCCGGCGACAUCGCCGACGCGCUCGCCGCCCCCGCCGGCGACGACGCCCUCAAGAAGCUCGCCUACACCUCCGCCGUCAUCAAGGAGACGCUGCGCCUCUACCCGCCCGCCGGCUCCGCCCGCCGCGCCCCGCCCGGCGCCGGCCUGACGGUCACCGUGCCGGACGACGACGGCGAGACGACCAAGAGCGUCUGUCUCGACGGCUUCGUCCUGUACAGCUGCCACUUCCUCGUGCAGCGCGACCCGGCCGUGUACGGGCCCGACGCCGACGAGUGGGUGCCCGAGCGCUGGCUGGGCGACGUCGACACGUCGCGCGUCGACGAGAUCCCGGAGAGCGGUGGCACCCCAUCGAAGACGACGACGAACAAAGUGCCGCCGGGGGCGUGGAGGCCGUUUGAGCGCGGCCCGCGCAACUGCAUCGGGCAGGAGCUGGCGAACCUGGAGGCCCGCGUGAUCCUGGCGGUGGCGGCGCGGCGGUACGACUUCGUCAAGGUGGGGGCGGGCGAGGUGCGCAAGGACGCGGAUGGGAGGCCGGUGCUGGAUGACGUGAAGGGGCGGUAUGAGGUCGUGAGCCCCAUGUUCAACACGCGACAGGUCACUGCGAAGCCGUUUGAUGGGAUGGUUAUGUCGGUCAAGUUUCAUGAACAGCAAGCAUAA